Pristis pectinata (smalltooth sawfish) is the source of this 936-nucleotide messenger RNA. RefSeq names its product radiation-inducible immediate-early gene IEX-1-like. Gene Ontology annotation, biological process: DNA damage response; negative regulation of apoptotic process. Lineage: Eukaryota; Metazoa; Chordata; Chondrichthyes; Rhinopristiformes; Pristidae. The transcript is spliced from 2 exons. The coding region runs from base 6 to 473 and encodes 155 amino acids. The record is from RefSeq and is a predicted model, not a curated record. Gene Ontology annotation, cellular component: nucleus.
ACACAAUGAACACUACAGCUGAGUUAAGGCAGCUUGUUAUCACGCAACAGCGCAGUAUGGGGUUCGCCGGCCGACAGCCUACAAUGCCCCAGGUCUUCACUUUCGAGCCAAUCCGAGAAAAUAAGAGACCCAAUAGACGCAAGAAACGAUUUAUUAAAGUUCUCUAUCCACCUCACCAGGUUAGGAGGACACUUCCUACCCAGAAAGACCUGGCCAAGAGGUUGCUUCUCUUCUUGCUGUCCGUUGUUGUCUUCCAAAUCUACACCGCUACUGAAGAUGAUUUAAACCUCGCCGACCCGGAGUUUACAGGCGUCCAGGAAACUCCUACCACGUCUGGUGAAUCCCCGGCUCCUUCCGCGCCGGCCGCCUCUUCUCUCUCGGUCAUCUUGUCCCCGGAAGCUGAAUCUAACUACAGCCGGCCUCUUCCAGGUGGAGACGCUGUCCUCAGAAGCUUCUUGGCUUGCAGGAUGUGAAUUAGAACUUGUGUGCAGCAUACCAUGCCUUGUACGCGAGACAGGGUUAUUGACUGCAACAGGUGGAUGCAAAUAUCCAUUCUGGGACACAUCAGUGUUUGAGACUGGGGCGGGUCUCCCAGAGAUCUCCGGUUCUGGACUGUACUAAUAACGCCUUAAGACUCAAUUUAUUACCUCAAUGCUAAUGAACUAAAAUGUAAUUUUGCUGUUUACACGCUUCCUACUUGUAAGCUGGAAGUACAGACAUGUAUUUAAGACUUUUAAAUUAAUAUUUAAUUGUAAUUUUAAUAUUUAAUUUAAUACUAAACGUGGAGGACUUGUUUCAGAAGUAUCUCCUUUUUUUUAAUAAGUGUUUAUAAACAUCUUACCUUAACGGUGGGAUGAAGAGACUCACUUUAUAACGAAGUCUGGUUAAUGGGGCAGCCUGUGGGGGAAAAAAUGACUGUUCCAUUUUGAUGCUGGU